Molecule: messenger RNA, 966 nt
Organism: Phytophthora sojae
Lineage: Eukaryota; Oomycota; Peronosporomycetes; Peronosporales; Peronosporaceae
Exons: 3
Coding region: 1-966 (321 amino acids)
Source: RefSeq, a predicted model, not a curated record
AUGAACAACUCGCGCGACCACCCCGUGUUCCGGCGCCUGUCGCGGCAGCAGCUGAUCGUGCGGCGCCGCAGCCUCGGGCUGCAGCCGCUCGUGCUGGACCCGGAGUUCGCCAGCACGCGCAAGACGCGGUGCAAGCACUGCGGCCGGCGCUUCAACCCCGUGUGGAAGAGCUACCUGUGCCACCUGUGCGGCCGCUGGGUCUGCGAGCCCUGCUCCAGCGUCGUGGAGCGCGAGCGCGAGCUGCUGCGCGUGCGCUUCGUGCGCUGCUGCGUGACGUGCACCAAGAUGGUCAACAAGCUGCCGGAGCCCGACUCGCUGCUGCCGUACCUGGCCGUGCCCUACGUCACCGCGAGCUCGCACAGCCAACUCGGCCUGCACCUGGCCGACGUGCUGCGCACCAAGAGGGACCUGCGGGCGUCGGCGCUGCAGCUUUUGAACUGCCUCGGCCGGCCGCUGGGCACCAACACGCAGAUCCUGGCCGACAUCCGCGAAGAAGACUGGGCCGCGGCCAGCGCGCUGAGCGGCAACCACCGACGCAGAGAGAAGCACCGCAACGGCGGCAGCGGGGCCAAGCCGGGCAACCCCGAGUGGGUCCAAUUCGUCGUCCAGCAGUGCUUCGAGGUGUCGCUGCCCGAGCUGUCGCUGGACGAGUGCGUGGUCUCUGAGUCGGACGGCACUCGACGGUACCCGAUCUUCUACGACGACGAGACCGACGUCCCCUUCGCCCCCACCUGCUCGAACGAAGCCGCUAGGGACGAGUGCAUGGCCAAGUGCAAUCUGCUCGGACGCGGAAUCGCGGCACAGAAGGAGGUUCAACUGAUCUGCCACCUCGCGGCCAAGGAGUUCGACGCGAUCUGUGCGACCCUUCUGCGCGCACGCGAUGGUAUCGGGGCUGCCGUUCCUGGUGCGGAACACGAUGCUGGACGUGCGGUUCCGGACGUUCGCUUGUGUACGCGGCGACACUGA